This is a messenger RNA of Laetiporus sulphureus 93-53, 1076 nucleotides long. RefSeq lists its product as uncharacterized. Lineage: Eukaryota; Fungi; Basidiomycota; Agaricomycetes; Polyporales; Laetiporaceae. The transcript has a single exon. The coding region runs from base 104 to 715 and encodes 203 amino acids. The record is from RefSeq and is a predicted model, not a curated record.
GGGCUCGCUCCCGUCGCGCGGUGAUUAUCUUCCUGCAUUGGACCUUGGGUGGAAGAUCCCGCUGGGUUUCCUCAGUCGUGGAGAAGCCGGCUCCGCCUCGCCUAUGUCUCGUCUCUUUCUCUUUGCUCUCAUGUGCCUGACUCAGUUAUGCCUGCUCUCGGACUUUCGUUCAACAUCGUUGGCCUUACACCUCUGCUCGCUCACUCGUCACAAAUCCAAGCAUUUUUCCUCGUUAUCUCCAUUUGGUGAUAUUAUAUUUUCGACAUCCGGCAACGGCCUACUCUCUAUUGUCUGCUAUGCUACGAUGGAGCGCAACUCAGCAAUGUCGGCCUCCAGCAUACCAUUCCAUUUUCAAACACCCCCUGCUGGUCUAAACAGCGCUCAGCUAGGAUUUCCCUGCGGCACACCGGAGGUCGACCGGUAUAUCGAUAACCAAAUAUAUUAUGAAUGUGAACGACCACCAGAUUGUCCUGUCCCCUUCCUCAUUGCUCUAUCCCGCGACUCCUCAUGGCAUCAUUGUUCUGUUAUUGAUAUUGUACAGGACGAUCUUGCCUCACGAGUGGCCAGAUUCCAGCAGGCGUAUUUCCAAAAGGUCGACACAAUCGUUAUUAGCUGGCUUCUUUCUACGCCGCCAUGCAAAAUAGCACGACUUUCCGGACUGUUAUCUCUACUCGUCUGUGGAGCGUCCUUGGAGUGUGCACAUUGUAUCCGAUGAAGACACUAUUCUAUGUGUCAUGGUGGCACAUUGGCGGAGUCUUUUACAUCUCAAGAGGCAGUCUUCAUAUGACUGUGUUUGUUAAGACACUCACCCUUCAGGGUCCACGGGCCCCUUGUGUACAGAGGAUAUAUCCCGUCUGAAGCAUGCGGAUGUGUCACAGACCAUUGAGUAUCACACGAUGCGUUAUUCUCCGCCGACGAGGAGUGUUAUCCGAUCGAUUGAAGUGCAUAGCGGACGGAACGAUGAAAGAAGCGCGGAUUGCAGGCCUCACGGGUGAACGGUGAGGCAAAUUCUACAGGCUGCCUUUCACAAUCGGUAUAGACACGUCUCUAAGUUACUGACCGGUCUGCAAUGCGAA